AAAUCAGUUGCUACGGGUUGCAGUAGCAGAACCAGCGACUGCUACAGAGGGAUGGAGUACUUUGAGGAUGUGGAGGAGGCUCCGCCCUCCAAUGAAGAGCUCAUACCCUGUAAGAUCUGUGGAAGGAGCUUCUUUAAUAAAGUCCUGAAGAAACACACUCCCAUCUGUCAGAAAGCAGCAGCUAAGAAGAGGAAGGUGUUUGACUCUGGCAGGCAGAGAGCUGAGGGAACAGAGAUCUCCACUAUUAAACCAAUCAAACCAAAGUCAAACAGUUCUACCACCUCUGCUAGGGCUGUCAAACCGGAGCCCCCUAAGAAGCAGUCUAACUGGCGUAAGAAACAUGAGGACUUCAUUGCCACCAUCAGAGCUGCCAAGGGCAUCACUCAGAUCAUGAAGGAGGGCGGGCCCUUGCCCCCUCCUCCACCCCCCAGCUACGACCCAGAUUAUAUCCAGUGUCCGUACUGUGAGCGCAGGUUCAGUGAGAACGCAGCAGACCGUCACCUGAAGUUCUGUAAGGAGCAACAUGCUCGCAUGCAGAACAAGGGUAAAGCCCCGGGGGCCAAACCAGCCGGGGCUGUGGAAGCCAGGACAACCCCGGCACGUGUCCCGUUCAAGCCUCCUGCUCCUGUGAAGAAGGGAACCUCUCCUGCUGUGUCCUCCUCCUCCUCCCGUUUGCCCCAGAGAUCUGGCCUGGCCCAGCCCUCAGGGAUCCCAGCCUGUAAAGUUCCCUCUGCCGGAUCAGUGAGGAGCGCACCGUCUGGUUACUCUCCCAACCGCACCGUUGCUGCCUCUGGUCUCACCAGUCCACCUUCAGGUGUUGGAGUAAAGCCCCGACCAGGAGCUUCCUAUGGCUCAGUGAAAAACUCUCAGUCAGCAGGAAGACUCAACAACAGAAAAGCCUCCAAUGCAGAGAACUACAACUCCAGGAAUGAUGGCAAAUGCGAGAACGAUAAUGGCGGAAUGAUGACUAAGUUCUGCCACGAGUGUGGAACCAAGUACCCGGUAGAUUGGGCCAAGUUCUGCUGCGAGUGUGGGGUCCGCAGGAUGUGUUUUUAGUAGCCGAGGCCCGGAAAAGACAGGGAGUUGGGUGGAGGCAGUUCCUAUGAAAGUGGUCAGGAGAGGGAAGAGAGCCACGAUGGAGUGAGGACGUUACCGUGCUAAAAUAUAACUAUUUUUCUCCUAACAUUGUAAAGUUAUUCUGACAUGAGCUGUUGUGAUGCUUUAUGACGGCGUUAUGUGGACUUUUUGGUGUUUAGCUCAAGUACAGAAUUAUCCAAAAGUUCCUUUGUAACCGUGAGUUGUUCUUUUCCCUCACCAAUUUCUGUGAGACGGUUCACCAGCCCUCUCCAAUAAAUAAACUCUAGAUAGAAAGCCACAUUCUAAUACCAUUCACUCCUUCCCCUUUCUGUCCUGAUUUAACAUAUUCACUGCGUGUUACCAGUGAAGUGCAAUGUGACUGACUACUGAUUCUUUCCCUACAAAGACAAAGGGAUGGCAAGAUUUGGUGAAGACCGCACCUUGUUUUCACUGGGACCAGUGUAAGCAGUUGCGGUGAAACGGUGGGGUCACAAUUCAGGGUUUUAAAUCCAUUUUAAAAUCAGCAGUUCCACAACACAAUUCUACAAGUCCAAUAGGCUUUGAAAACAACCGAUGAUCACCCUACUGGGGGAACAUACUUUAUACAAGACAAUGGGUUGACCCCCCGCUCAUAUCUUAUCAGAUUUUUUUGUUUUUGCCAAGCUAUCAACUUCUUUGUUUUUUGCCGUGUAGUUUAGGAAAAGCUGUUUUCUGUGCCUGCCUUCGUCUGUUUUGUUUGGUGUUCAUUUUGAAUCAGUAUUGGUGGCGGUACGUGCACCGACCCAUUCUCACCGGACAACACCAACCUUCUGUAACCAUGGUCCCGGGGAUGCCAGUGGAGCCAGGAAGACACCAGCCUGGUGAUAAUCACAAUCAAAGCAACAAACCCGGAAUUUUGCUUUAAGGAAAUGGUCGAUGCCGUCCGGAGUGACGCUGGAUCCUACGCACAGUGUUUUUUUUUUUUUAGAGGACACACAGGUGCCGACGGGUUGGUUGCCCCAGUCAAAUAUUAACACACCCGAUUGUACUUAGUUUAUGGUGAUACAUGGGGGGGGGGGUUUGGGCUGCGUACGUGGAUGCCUUUCCAGGCUGGGAAUGAAGAACACAUUCACUACAAUCACUUGUGACCAGAGAUGUCACUAUCAACUCAUCUUAAGAGUGAACAGUCAUUUAUCCCCAGCAGGGACACCUUUCAUCACUGUCGUAAAUGUUAUUGUCUUUGGUGUAUCAAGCUUGGUUGAAACAUUUUAUCUUGUCAUUUUAAUAAACUCGAAAGGACUGUAAA
Molecule: messenger RNA, 2362 nt
Organism: Esox lucius (northern pike)
Lineage: Eukaryota; Metazoa; Chordata; Actinopteri; Esociformes; Esocidae
Gene: zc2hc1a
Product: zinc finger, C2HC-type containing 1A
Exons: 10
Coding region: 52-1056 (334 amino acids)
Source: RefSeq, a predicted model, not a curated record